Messenger RNA from Carassius carassius (crucian carp), 3431 nucleotides. Its product is annotated as transportin-2-like. Gene Ontology annotation, biological process: protein import into nucleus. The transcript is spliced from 25 exons. Gene Ontology annotation, molecular function: small GTPase binding; nuclear import signal receptor activity. Bases 140 to 2833 code for a protein of 897 amino acids. The record is from RefSeq and is a predicted model, not a curated record. Gene Ontology annotation, cellular component: cytoplasm; nucleus. Lineage: Eukaryota; Metazoa; Chordata; Actinopteri; Cypriniformes; Cyprinidae.
ACGAAAGAUCGUCACUUCCUCACUGUAGCACUCGCGCUGCGGAAGUGUUUGAAAGUGCCAUUGCGCGAGAGACCAGGCAGAGGCAGCGCGAGCUCCACGCUGCACGAACUGAUCGAUAGGCCUCUGCGCGCGGCAUGUGAUGGAGUGGCAGCCGGAUGAACAAGGCCUCCAGCAGGUCCUGCAUCUCCUGAAAGACUCGCAGUCUCCAAACACGGCCACACAGCGAGCUGUGCAGGAGAAACUGGAGCAGCUGAACCAGUUUCCUGAUUUCAACAACUAUCUUAUCUUUGUCCUGACGAGGCUGAAAACUGAAGAUGAGCCCACUCGAUCUCUCAGCGGUCUGAUACUGAAGAACAACGUGAAGGUUCACUAUCAGAACUUCCCUCCUGCGGUUGCACACUUCAUCAAGCAGGAAUGUUUAAACAACAUCGGAGACCCUUCUCCUCUCAUCCGCGCCACGAUCGGUAUCCUCAUCACAACGAUUUCCACCAAAGGGGAGCUGCAGACGUGGCCAGAGUUACUGCCUCAGCUGUGCAACAUGCUCAGUUCAGAGGACUACAACAUCUGUGAGGGCUCGUUUGGAGCUUUACAGAAGAUCUGCGAGGACUCAUCUGAGCUCCUGGACAGUGACGCUCUCAACCGACCCCUCAACAUCAUGAUUCCCAAGUUCCUGCAGUUCUUCAAACACUGCAGCCCCAAGAUCAGGUCUCAUGCUGUUGCCUGUGUGAACCAGUUUAUCAUCGGAAGAGCACAAGCCCUGAUGGACAACAUCGACACCUUUAUUGAGAGUCUGUUUGUGCUGGCCGCAGAUGAGGAGUCAGAGGUGCGGAAGAACGUGUGCAGGGCUCUGGUCAUGCUGCUGGAGGUGCGAGUGGACCGACUCAUCCCUCACAUGCGCAGUAUCGUAGAGUACAUGCUGCAGCGCACACAGGACCCGGAUGAGAAUGUGGCUCUGGAGGCCUGUGAGUUCUGGCUUACGCUGGCUGAGCAGCCCAUCUGUAAGGACGUCCUGUCUGGACAUCUUGCACAACUGGUUCCUGUUCUGGUGAACGGGAUGAAGUACUCGGAGAUUGACAUCAUUUUGUUAAAGGGUGACGUGGAGGAAGAUGAGGCCGUGCCGGACAAUGAGCAGGACAUAAAGCCACGCUUUCACAAGUCUCGUACAGUCACCCUUCGACACGAGGGUGAUGAAGGCGAGGAAGGAGAGGAGAGUGAUGAGGAUGAUGAUGACGACGACGACAGUCUAUCUGACUGGAAUCUACGUAAGUGUUCAGCGGCUGCUCUUGAUGUCCUGGCAAACGUGUUUCGGGAUGAGUUGCUGCCACACCUGCUUCCAGUGCUGAAGGAGCUGCUGUUCCACUCGGACUGGGUGGUUAAAGAGUCUGGCAUCCUGGUGCUGGGAGCCAUCGCUGAAGGCUGUAUGCAGGAUAUGGUUCUGUACCUGCCGGAGUUGAUUCCUCACCUGAUCCAGUGUCUCAGUGAUAAGAAAGCACUGGUCCGCUCCAUUGCCUGCUGGACUCUGAGCCGCUAUGCACACUGGGUGGUCAGCCAGCCGCCGGACUCCUAUCUCAAACCCCUCAUGACUGAGCUGCUCAAACGAAUCCUCGACAGCAACAAGAGGGUUCAAGAGGCGGCCUGCAGUGCAUUUGCGACUCUGGAAGAGGAGGCCUGUACAGAGCUGGUGCCCUACUUGAGCUUCAUUCUGGACACACUGGUGUUUGCCUUCAGCAAGUACCAGCACAAGAACCUGUUGAUCCUCUACGACGCCAUCGGGACCCUCGCUGACUCUGUCGGACACCAUCUUAACCAGCCGGAAUACAUCCAGAAGCUCAUGCCCCCUCUUAUUCAGAAGUGGAAUGAGUUAAAAGAUGAAGACAAGGAUCUGUUCCCUUUGCUGGAGUGCCUGUCUUCGGUGGCCACAGCACUACAGAGCGGCUUCCUGCCCUACUGUGAACCAGUUUACCAGCGCUGUGUCACCCUGGUGCAGAAGAACCUCGCUCAAGCCAUGAUGUAUAACCAGCACCCUGACCAGUACGAGGCCCCUGAUAAAGACUUCAUGAUUGUGGCCCUUGAUCUGCUCAGCGGUCUGGCCGAGGGACUCGGACCUCAUGUAGAACAGCUGGUCACCCGCAGCAACAUCAUGACCCUGCUCUUCCAGUGCAUGCAGGCAUGCUUUAUUUCUUCUAUAAAGGACACCAUGCCAGAAGUGCGUCAGAGUUCGUUUGCUCUGCUGGGAGACCUGACUAAGGCGUGUUUUCUUCACGUGAAGCCCUGCAUCGCUGAGCUCAUACCUGUCCUGGGACUCAACCUCAACCCAGAGUUCAUAUCUGUGUGUAACAAUGCCACAUGGGCCAUCGGAGAGAUCGCCAUGCAGAUGGGUAUGGAGAUGCAGCCAUUUGUGGCCUUGGUUCUCAAUAACCUUGUGGAGAUCAUCAACAGACCUAAUACACCCAAAACUCUGCUGGAGAACACGGCCAUUACGAUUGGUCGGCUCGGAUAUGUGUGUCCACAGGAAGUUGCCCCCUUGUUGCCACAGUUCAUUCGCCCCUGGUGCACAUCACUUAGAAACAUUCGGGACAAUGAAGAGAAAGACUCGGCCUUCAGGGGCAUUUGUGUAAUGAUUGGGGUAAAUCCUGGAGGGGUUGUACAGGACUUCAUCUUUUUCUGUGACGCUGUGGCCUCUUGGGUGAAUCCAAAAGACGAUUUGAGAGAUAUGUUCUACAAGAUUUUGCAUGGCUUCAAGGAUCAGGUCGGUGAGGAUAACUGGCAGCAGUUCUCUGAACAGUUUCCUCCGCUGCUGAAGGAGAGGCUCUCAGCCUGCUAUGGUGUGUAGACGCCGCCCCUGCUGACAUGGGAACCAACUAUUAGAUCAAAUCUACGGGAGGGUUACUGGGGAACUCAUCCAUGUCUGUUUGUGGGAACUACCUGCUGUUAGAGCCAAAGACGUGUGACUGUUUGUCAUCUGGAGCGAUCCCGCUUCCUCCAGCUCUGCGAAAGAGGAUUUGAAAGAGCGUUCAUGUGAAAUCAACCUUUUUACGGUCACUGUUUGGCUUCUGACUUGCUCAGAAUGGGAAUGAAUCGUGAAGCUCAGGGAUCUUGAUUUGGGAGGGAGGGAUCGUUCAGGCGAGAUUCACCAGCUGCUUAUUGGACAAAAUGAUGCCAUUCAAUAGUCCAGCCUUUGCAAAGCCUGGCUUCUCGGCUAGAUGCCAAAAGCACACACACAAAAUCUGCUACAAGCGGCAGACUGUGCCUGAACAAAAUGCUUUCUUAAAGCUACAGGUCACCCGAAAAUAAAAAGUUUCAUCCUCAUGUCAAUCAAAACAAGUAUAUAUCUUUAAGAUGUUAAAUGGCGCAAUUGUACUUUUACAUAUAUAACAAAAAGUGCAUUAUAGCGCUGCUGAUAGGACAAUUUUAGGACAGUUUUUUUUUUU